Pan troglodytes (chimpanzee) is the source of this 9937-nucleotide messenger RNA. RefSeq names its product replication timing regulatory factor 1 (gene RIF1). The transcript has 37 exons. The record is from RefSeq and is a predicted model, not a curated record. Gene Ontology annotation, biological process: telomere maintenance. Lineage: Eukaryota; Metazoa; Chordata; Mammalia; Primates; Hominidae. The coding region runs from base 190 to 7665 and encodes 2491 amino acids. Gene Ontology annotation, cellular component: nucleus; chromosome, telomeric repeat region.
UUCUCCCGCCAGGCCUAGCCUACUCCCGCGCACUCCUGGGCCCGCCCAGCCGCCAUCUUGGUCUAGGAGGGAGCGCGCCGCACGCGUGAGUAAACAGCCGGAGCCGGGAAAGUCGAGCUCUGGCAGCGUCUGGGUGCUGAGGGGCAGAGGCGGAGAGAACCCUGUCCUGAUCUUCCUAGGGUGGCCGACAUGACGGCCAGGGGUCAGAGCCCCCUCGCGCCGCUGUUGGAGACUUUGGAAGACCCUUCUGCCUCCCAUGGAGGGCAGACUGACGCUUACCUGACUCUGACCAGUCGUAUGACUGGAGAAGAAGGAAAAGAAGUAAUUACAGAAAUUGAGAAAAAACUUCCUCGGCUGUACAAAGUUUUAAAGACUCACAUUUCCAGUCAAAACUCGGAGCUGAGUAGUGCUGCUCUACAAGCACUGGGGUUUUGCUUAUAUAAUCCCAAAAUUACCUCAGAAUUAUCAGAGGCAAAUGCUCUAGAAUUGCUUUCAAAAUUGAAUGAUACCAUUAAGAAUUCAGACAAAAAUGUACGUACUAGAGCACUUUGGGUGAUAUCUAAGCAGACAUUUCCCUCUGAAGUGGUUGGCAAAAUGGUAUCCAGUAUAAUUGAUUCAUUAGAAAUACUGUUUAACAAAGGAGAGACGCGUUCUGCUGUUGUUGAUUUUGAAGCAUUAAAUGUUAUCGUAAGGCUAAUUGAACAAGCCCCAAUUCAAAUGGGAGAAGAGGCAGUGAGGUGGGCAAAACUGGUCAUACCUUUAGUGGUUCAUUCAGCACAAAAGGUACAUUUGCGGGGAGCAACUGCUCUGGAGAUGGGAAUGCCAUUAUUGCUUCAGAAACAGCAAGAAAUAGCAUCUAUUACGGAGCAGCUUAUGACUACUAAAUUAAUCUCAGAACUUCAGAAGCUAUUUAUGAGUAAAAAUGAGACUUACGUGUUAAAAUUAUGGCCUUUGUUUGUCAAACUACUUGGAAGGACCUUGCAUCGAAGUGGGAGUUUCAUCAAUUCUCUCUUGCAACUAGAAGAACUUGGAUUUCGUAGUGGAGCACCCAUGAUUAAAAAGAUAGCUUUUAUUGCUUGGAAGAGUUUAAUAGAUAAUUUUGCUUUAAAUCCAGAUAUACUAUGUAGUGCAAAAAGACUCAAGUUGUUAAUGCAGCCUUUGAGUUCCAUCCAUGUGAGAACAGAAACUCUAGCAUUAACAAAACUAGAAGUCUGGUGGUAUUUACUGAUGAGACUUGGACCUCAUCUUCCUGCUAAUUUUGAACAGGUUUGUGUGCCUCUGAUUCAAAGUACAAUAAGCAUUGAUUCUAAUGCCUCACCUCAGGGCAAUUCGUGUCAUGUAGCUACAUCUCCAGGUUUAAAUCCUAUGACUCCUGUACACAAAGGUGCUUCCUCCCCGUACGGAGCCCCGGGAACUCCCCGAAUGAACCUGAGUUCGAAUUUAGGUGGAAUGGCCACAAUCCCAUCCAUUCAACUUUUGGGACUUGAAAUGUUGCUUCAUUUCUUGUUGGGUCCGGAAGCCUUGAGUUUUGCUAAGCAAAAUAAACUUGUGCUGAGCUUAGAGCCACUGGAACAUCCGUUAAUCAGCAGCCCUUCCUUUUUUUCCAAACAUGCAAAUACACUUAUCACUGCUGUUCAUGAUAGCUUUGUUGCAGUUGGAAAAGAUGCCCCCGAUGUGGUUGUCAGUGCUAUCUGGAAGGAGCUAAUUAGCUUGGUGAAGUCAGUUACUGAAUCAGGUAACAAAAAAGAGAAACCAGGUUCUGAAGUUUUGACUCUCUUAUUAAAGUCUUUGGAAAGCAUAGUAAAGUCUGAAGUAUUUCCUGUAUCAAAAACGCUGGUCCUCAUGGAAAUUACAAUUAAAGGACUUCCUCAGAAAGUAUUAGGUUCACCAGCAUAUCAGGUUGCUAAUAUGGAUAUUCUUAAUGGUACUCCAGCUUUGUUCUUAAUUCAAUUAAUUUUCAACAAUUUUUUGGAAUGUGGUGUAUCAGAUGAAAGGUUCUUUCUCAGUUUGGAAUCACUUGUAGGCUGUGUUCUUUCUGGUCCAACUUCACCACUAGCUUUCAGUGACUCAGUUUUAAAUGUUAUUAAUCAAAAUGCAAAGCAGUUGGAAAAUAAGGAGCAUCUCUGGAAAAUGUGGAGUGUUAUAGUCACCCCAUUAACUGAAUUGAUUAAUCAGACCAAUGAAGUAAAUCAAGGUGAUGCCUUAGAACAUAAUUUUAGUGCCAUCUAUGGUGCAUUGACUUUACCAGUAAACCACAUUUUUUCAGAACAGAGAUUUCCAGUGGCCACCAUGAAGACUUUGCUUAGAACUUGGUCAGAAUUAUAUAGAGCAUUUGCUCGUUGUGCUGCUUUGGUGGCAACAGCAGAAGAGAACUUGUGCUGUGAGGAACUUUCUUCCAAGAUAAUGUCCAGUUUGGAAGAUGAAGGCUUUUCUAAUUUGUUGUUCGUGGAUAGAAUUAUUUAUAUUAUUACUGUAAUGGUUGAUUGCAUUGACUUCUCACCAUAUAAUAUUAAAUAUCAGCCCAAAGUUAAAUCACCACAGAGACCUUCAGAUUGGUCCAAAAAGAAGAAUGAGCCCCUAGGGAAAUUGACUUCUUUAUUUAAACUUAUUGUGAAAGUGAUCUAUUCUUUCCACGCACUGAGCUUCAAGGAAGCACAUUCCGAUACCCUCUUCACUAUUGGCAACUCAAUCACCAGCAUUAUUUCCAGUGUACUUGGACAUAUUUCUUUGCCUUCUAUGAUCCGAAAAAUAUUUGCAACUUUAACAAGACCUCUGGCAUUAUUUUAUGAAAACUCAAAGCUUGAUGAAGUUCCUAAAGUAUAUAGUUCUCUGAACAACAAGUUAGAAAAGCUACUGGGAGAAAUUAUUGCUUGUCUGCAAUUCAGCUACACCGGAACUUAUGAUAGUGAACUUCUUGAACAACUCUCCCCACUAUUAUGCAUAAUAUUUCUGCACAAGAAUAAACAGAUUCGAAAACAGAGUGCUCAGUUCUGGAAUGCCACUUUUGCUAAAGUGAUGAUGUUGGUUUAUCCUGAAGAGUUAAAACCAGUACUAACACAAGCCAAACAAAAAUUUCUGCUCCUGUUGCCUGGUUUGGAAACUGUUGAAAUGAUGGAGGAAUCCAGUGGACCAUAUUCUGAUGGAACAGAAAAUUCACAACUAAAUGUGAAGAUAAGUGGCAUGGAGAGAAAAUCAAAUGGAAAAAGAGAUUCAUUUUUGGCACAAACAAAGAAUAAAAAAGAAAAUAUGAAACCAGCAGCCAAACUGAAACUUGAAUCUUCAUCUUUAAAAGUAAAGGGUGAAAUUCUUUUGGAAGAGGAAAAGUCUACUGACUUUGUGUUUAUACCUCCAGAAGGAAAAGAUGCAAAGGAAAGAAUAUUAACUGAUCAUCAAAAAGAAGUUCUCAAAACAAAGCGGUGUGAUAUUCCUGCCAUGUAUAAUAAUCUGGAUGUUUCCCAAGAUACCUUAUUUACUCAGUAUAGUCAGGAAGAGCCUAUGGAAAUUCCUACUUUAACCAGAAAACCAAAGGAGGAUUCUAAGAUGAUGAUUACGGAGGAGCAAAUGGACAGUGACAUUGUCAUUCCUCAAGAUGUCACGGAAGACUGUGGUAUGGCUGAACAUCUUGAAAAGGCCUCCCUUUCGAAUAAUGAGUGUGGUUCUCUUGACAAAACCAGUCCAGAAAUGUCGAACAGUAAUAAUGAUGAAAGAAAAAAAGCUUUAAUUUCAUCAAGGAAAACAUCAACUGAAUGUGCAUCUAGUACAGAAAAUUCUUUCGUUGUCAGCAGUAGUUCAGUUUCUAAUACCACUGUUGCUGGAACUCCCCCAUACCCUACAAGUCGGAGGCAAACCUUUAUUACUUUGGAGAAGUUUGAUGGUUCAGAAAAUAGACCUUUUAGUCCAUCCCCCUUGAAUAAUAUUUCAUCAACUGUUACAGUGAAAAAUAACCAGGAAACGAUGAUUAAAACAGAUUUUCUACCAAAAGCAAAGCAAAGAGAAGGGACUUUUUCAAAAUCUGAUUCUGAAAAAGUAGUGAAUGGAACUAAGAGAUCAAGCCGGAGAGCUGGUAAAGCUGAACAAACAGGGAAUAAAAGGUCUAAGCCCUUAAUGAGAUCUGAGCCGGAGAAAAAUACUGAGGAAUCUGUUGAAGGCAUUGUAGUCUUAGAAAAUAACCCACCUGGUUUGCUUAAUCAAACAGAAUGUGUGUCAGAUAAUCAGGUUCAUCUUUCUGAAUCUACAAUGGAGCAUGACAAUACAAAGCUUAAAGCAGCAACAAUGGAAAAUGCUGUAUUAUUGGAAACUAAUACUGUAGAGGAGAAAAAUGUAGAAAUUAAUUUGGAAUCCAAAGAGAAUACACCCCCAGUAGUAAUAUCAGCAGAUCAAAUGGUAAAUGAGGAUAGUCAGGUUCAGAUAACUCCAAAUCAGAAAACCCUUAGACGGUCUUCAAGGCGACGUUCAGAAGUGGUAGAGUCUACCACUGAAAGCCAAGAUAAGGAAAAUAAUCAUCAAAAAAAGGAACGACGUAAGGAAGAAGAAAAACCUCUUCAGAAGAGUCCAUUGCAUAUAAAAGAUGAUGUGUUACCUAAACAAAAACUGAUUGCUGAACUAACUCUACAGGAGAAUUUAAUUGAGAAAGGAAGUAAUUUACAUGAGAAGACUCUUGGGGAAACUAGUGCUAAUGCAGAAACUGAACAAAAUAAAAAAAAGGCAGACCCUGAGAACAUUAAGUCUGAGGGGGAUGGUACCCAGGACAUUGUAGAUAAGUCCUCUGAGAAACUAGUCAGAGGCCGAACACGGUAUCAAACUAGAAGAGCAUCUCAGGGUUUGCUUUCCAGCAUUGAAAACUCAGAAUCUGAUAGUUCGGAGGCAAAAGAAGAAGGUUCUAGGAAGAAGAGAUCUGGAAAAUGGAAAAACAAAAGCAAUGAAAGUGUUGACAUUCAAGAUCAAGAAGAGAAAGUGGUGAAACAGGAAUGUAUAAAAGCUGAAAAUCAGUCACAUGAUUAUAAAGCAAGUUCUGAAGAAGAUGUAAGCAUAAAAUCUCCGAUUUGUGAAAAACAAGAUGAAAGUAGUACUGUAAUAUGUCAGGAUUCUACAGUAACUUCAGAUUUGUUGCAAGUUCCUGAUGAUUUACCAAAUGUGUGUGAGGAAAAAAAUGAAACUAGCAAAUAUGCAGAAUAUUCCUUUACAAGUCUACCUGUGCCAGAAUCAAAUCUAAGGACUAGAAAUGCCAUUAAGAGAUUACAUAAGCGAGACUCUUUUGAUAAUUGUAGUUUGGGAGAAUCCUCAAAAAUAGGGAUAUCAGAUAUUUCUUUGCUUUCAGAAAAAACUUUUCAAACACUUGAAUGCCAACACAAGAGAAGUAGGAGGGUGAGGAGAUCUAAAGGUUGUGAUUGCUGUGGGGAAAAAUCACAACCUCAGGAAAAGUCACUCAUUGGGUUAAAGAAUACAGAAAAUAAUGACGUAGAAAUUAGUGAAACAAAAAAGGCAGAUGUGCAAGCACCUGUAAGCCCAUCAGAAACUUCUCAAGCUAAUCCAUAUUCUGAAGGACAAUUUUUAGAUGAACAUCAUAGUGUGAAUUUUCAUUUGGGUCUCAAAGAGGAUAAUGAUACUAUUAAUGAUUCAUUAAUUGUUUCUGAAACCAAAUCAAAAGAAAACACUAUGCAAGAAUCUCUUCCUUCUGGAAUAGUAAACUUUAGAGAGGAAAUUUGUGAUAUGGAUUCUAGUGAAGCAAUGUCUCUUGAAAGCCAAGAGUCACCUAAUGAAAAUUUUAAAACUGUUGGCCCGUGUUUAGGAGACUCGAAAAAUGUUUCACAGGAAUCUUUGGAGACAAAAGAAGGAAAACCAGAAGAAACCCCAAAAAUGGAACUGAGUCUAGAGAAUGUUGCUGUUGAAGGAAAUGCAUGUAAAGUAACAGAAUCCAAUCUAGAGAAAGCAAAAACUAUGGAAUUGGAUGUAGGAAAUGAAGCUAGCUUCCAUGGACAAGAGAGAACCAAAACUGGUAUUUCUGAAGAAGCAGCAAUAGAAGAAAAUUAUAAAAUAAAUGAUGACUCUGAAGCAGACACAGCUAAACUGAAUGCCAAAGAAGUAGCAACUGAGGAAUUUAAUUCAGAUAUUAGUCUUUCUGAUAAUACUACACCUGUAAAAUUGAAUGCUCAAACUGAGAUUUCUGAACAAACAGCAGCUGGGGAACUAGAUGGAGGAAAUGAUGUAUCUGAUCUACACUCAUCUGAAGAAACGAAUACCAAAAUGAAAAAUUAUGAAGAAAUGAUGAUCGGUGAGGCAAUGGCUGAAACUGGCCAUGAUGGUGAAACAGAGAAUGAGGGCAUAACUACCAAAACCUCAAAGCCUGAUGAAGCUGAAACAAACAUGUUGACUGCAGAAAUGGACAACUUUGUUUGUGACACAGUUGAAAUGAGCACUGAAGAAGGAAUCAUUGACGCUAAUAAAACUGAAACAAAUACUGAGUAUAGUAAAUCUGAAGAAAAAUUAGAUAACAAUCAAAUGGUAAUGGAAAGUGAUAUUUUACAGGAAGAUUACCAUACUUCACAGAAAGUAGAGGAACCAUCACAGUGUCUGGCAUCUGGAACAGCUAUCUCUGAACUAAUAAUAGAAGACAAUAAUGCAUCUCCUCAAAAACUAAGGGAACUUGAUCCUUCACUUGUGUCAGCAAAUGACAGUCCUAGUGGCAUGCAGACACGCUGUGUCUGGUCUCCUUUGGCUUCUCCGUCUACGAGCAUUUUAAAGAGAGGACUAAAAAGAUCCCAAGAAGAUGAAAUCUCAUCACCUGUUAAUAAGGUUCGCCGUGUCUCCUUUGCAGAUCCAAUAUACCAAGCAGGAUUGGCAGAUGACAUUGAUAGACGGUGCUCUAUUGUUAGGUCUCAUUCUUCCAAUAGUUCUCCCAUAGGAAAAAGUGUUAAAACUUCUCCUACUACACAAUCUAAGCAUAAUACCACUUCAGCCAAAGGAUUUCUGUCCCCAGGAUCACGUAGCCCUAAAUUUAAGAGCUCAAAGAAGUGUUUAAUUUCAGAAAUGGCCAAAGAAUCCAUACCAUGCCCAACAGAAAGUGUUUACCCACCAUUGGUGAACUGUGUGGCACCAGUUGACAUCAUUUUACCUCAGAUUACAUCAAACAUGUGGAUGAAGUUUACAAAGAUUACCAGCAAAACCACACAGCUGUUAAGUCAUCACAUGGCAAGAGGCCUGGGACAACUCAUUAGAGCUAAGAAUAUAAAAACUAUUGGUGAUUUGAGUACUCUUACAGCAUCUGAAAUAAAAACUCUUCCUAUCCGUUCUCCAAAAGUGUCCAAUGUAAAAAAGGCUCUCAGAAUAUAUCAUGAGCAGCAGGUGAAGACUCGUGGACUAGAAGAGAUUCCAGUUUUUGAUAUUUCUGAAAAAACAGUAAAUGGAAUAGAAAAUAAAUCUUUGUCACCUGAUGAAGAAAGACUUGUCUCAGAUAUAAUUGAUCCUGUUGCUUUAGAAACUCCAUUAUCCAAAAACCUUGUGGCACAGAUUAGUGCUCUUGCUCUUCAGCUGGAUUCAGAAGAUCUUCAUAAUUAUUCAGGAAGCCAACUAUUUGAAAUGCACGAGAAACUAAGUUGUAUGGCAAACUCUGUAAUAAAAAAUCUACAGUCACGUUGGAGAUCACCAUCCCAUGAAAAUUCUAUUUAGUAUUUUCAGAGAAAAUUGAAGGUUUUUUUAAACAUCACUGGAUUUCUUGAUUGAGGAAACAACUUCUGAAAUAAUAGCACAAUUUCAAAGAAGAGACUCUUUGCAAAGUUGAUAACAUUUCAAACCCUGAAGGACAGUGACUUAUUAUGUAAGUUCAAUUUUGUAAGUUCAUUAUGUAAGAUCUUUUUUUUUUUCAUAUAAUGUAUUCUUGGCUGCUAUGCGUGGUUUUUCAGGAAAUUUAAUUAUCUUACUGAGAUGUGAAAGCAAAACUAGUAACAGAACUUACAUUUUAUUUCAUGCUUUCUUAAACCCGUGCAUAUUCUGGUGAAACAUGUAAAAUACUUUAAGUAAAAUUGAACAUUUUUAUUUGAAUUUUUGCUGAACUGAUAAAGGUGUUUAUACUUUUGUUUGUUUGUUUGUUUAAUUCAUGUUUGUUGGGACUGAGGUUUAGGAAGUUUGUUACUGGUUAAAAACCUCAAAUGAAAUGCGAAAGAAUUGGAACUUUUCCUGCAUAUGUCAACUUUGGACAGCUUUCAAGAAAAAUGAGAAAAGUUUCAACUUCUGGGGGUUAAAAUAUUAAUGCAGAAUUUACUAAGAUUUUAUUCAUUUGCAUUAGCAAAUAUACAUGCAGCAGCAGUUGACUGAAAAUUUAUUCUUAUGAGACAUAUAGUAUUCAUUUUUAAAUGCAUGAUUGUACAUUAUGUAUAGACGACAAUGUUUUUAAUUUAUAAAUUUCAUUCUUUGUUAAUUGCAUGGGUUUUUCUGCAGCUUAUUGUGAAUACCUUGGUUCUGUUCAAUAGAAACAUUUUGUAUAUAUUAAAUACUGAAAUAUCAGUAUUGACGGUGGAAGUGCUUCAUGGGCUUGCUGCACAUAUUUGUAGGAUACUGUAUCUGCAAAUGCAACAACAAAUAGUUUUGUACUUGGUUAACAGUCUUAGUUAAAACAUGAGUUUAUUUUCUAAAAGUAUCCAGAAUAAGUAAAAUUAUAGAAAUAAGAAAAUGUUACACAACUUUGCUGUUCAUACCCUUACCUUCUUACUACUUCCGGUUUGGAGGAGGGUAUCGCCACUAGAAAGUGUGCCUCCUUAAGAUUUCUUAAAGGAAAGUUAGUUUCAGUAUUUCACAGCAAGUUGGACUACAAAAUCUAGAGUUGAUCUGCUUUUUAAACCUUCAUUUAAAAGCAAACUUGGAAGAAAUUUGAAACUGAUGUUUUUAAUAUAUGUCUGUGUUGCCUAGGUUUUCUUUUUUUAAAGAGGUAUGUAAUUAAAACCUUUGUAAAUUAUGCCAACUAAUAUUAGUGCCUGACUUCCCAUAUUUGUUUCAUCUUUUUAACUGACAAUAUAUCUCACUUGUUCUUUGAAUAGAAUGAGUGAGUGAUCUCAGUUUUCACAUUUUAUUCAGAAGCUAAUCCCUACUUAGCAAGGCACACGUUCUACAGCAAGUCAUAGAAAGUUUAAUCCUUGUGCCUACUUAGCUCUCGUAUAUUCAGGGAUCUCUAUAAAAGUUGGUGUCUUUUUUCAUCAUCAUAAAUUCAUCAUAAUCACAGAUAUUUUUGGGUCUAAGAUAUUCAUAUACCAAGGAUGGUUUUGUAAAGAAUUCUGGGAUCAUUGAAUUAAGGAUUGUGGCUUGAAGCAACUAAAGAAAAAUACUAAUUUCCUUAAAAGGAAUUAUAAUUAUGAUUUACAUUUUACAUCAUUAAUUUCCCAAAUUAUAUUUAACCGUAAGGAGGUGCACAUGAGUUUUUAGCAAACAGGUAUGAAUAAGCAGCUAUGUAUAUGUGUUUGGGGCAGAGGGGAGCAGAUUACUUUAACACACUUCAGAAUUAAAAUCAGUUCGUUUCAUGACUAUGUGCCUUAACGUUUGUGUGAACUAAACUUGCUGAUUGAAUGAAAUUCUUGGGAAGCCGAACAGUAAUAGCAGAAAAUGUGACCAAAUGAGUAUCAUGUACUUAAAUCACUGAAUUUUAUAUAAGCACAAGUAUUAAUUUUAAAAACAUUAUAGUUUAAUAAAGCUGCAUUUAAAAAUAUUUGGGAGCAAAGACAAGCAUGCUAAAUCUUCAUUUUGCUAUGGCUAUAAGCAUAUAUUUUUGGCAACUUAUUUGCAAUAUUCUUGCCUUAAAGUUUCCUGCAAAUUUCCCCUUUAGUAAUUCCUGAAUAGCACAACAUUAAUAUUCCAUGAUUAGCUCUACUGUGUUGUCUCACUAUUAAAAUGGAAUUCGUUUUUUCAAAUCUUUUCUAAUGGUUAAUAAAACAAAUGUCAGAUCAUAAUAACA